UAUCUGGGUCUGGGUUUCUGUAAGGCACUUUAUGACAACAGUGACAUCAGCAUCCAUAAUGAUAUGUGUCUGUGUCCCCUCUUUAUGGUUACCAGGACAAUGCUAGCCCUUCCGCCCUCCCGGAGUCCCUCUAUCGUGCCUCUCCCGGUAGCACCUUACUACUGGGUAUGAAGAGGUUGUCUGUGCUGCUGGUGGACUGCAGGAAAACAACAGGGCUGAGUGGAACUGUGAGAGGAGGAGAAGAGAAGAAAGGAUCAGAUUUGACUCAUCAAAGAGGAAAACCAAACUUGGAGGAACCAAAGACCUCCACAACAUCAAGACAACACCUCUGCUCCCAGAUCAAGUUAGGAAGCCUGAAAAGACCUGAGAGGACACACACAGGAGAGAAGCCAUACCAUUGCGGCCAGUGUGGAAAGAGUUUUAGCCUGUUAGGAAGCCUGAAAGCUCAUGAGCGAAUACACUCAGGAGAGAAGCUAUACCAUUGUGGCCAGUGUGGAAAUAGUUUUAGCCAGUUAGGAAACAUGAAAAGACAUGGGAGGAUACACACAGGGGAGAAGCCAUACCACUGCUCCCAUUGCGGAAAGAGUUUUAACCAUUUACUUAACAUGAAAAGACAUGAGAGGAUACACACAGGAGUGAAGCCUCACCAUUGCUCCCAGUGUGGAAAGAGUUUUACGCAGUUAGGUAUCCUCAAAGAUCAUUUGCGAAUACACACAGGGGAGAAGCCUUACUACUGCUCCCAUUGUGGAAAGAGUUUUAACCAUUUACUUAACAUGAAAAGACAUGAGAGGAUACACACAGGAGUGAAGCCUCACCAUUGCUCCCAGUGUGGAAAGAGUUUUAUGCGGUUUGGUAUCCUCAAAGAUCAUUUGCGAAUACACACAGGGGAGAAGCCUUUCCUUUGCGCUCAGUGUGGAAAGAGUUUUAGCCAGUCAGGAAACCUGAAAGUGCAUGAGCGAAUUCACACAGGGAAGAAAUCUUACCACUGAUCCCAGCGUGCAAUGCGUUUUUACCCAAUUAGGACACCUGAAAGAAGACAUGAGACCGCACAUGGGGGAGAAGCCUUACAAAUGUUCAGACUGGGGGGAAGGCAUUUUACUCAUCAGUAGCGUAAAAAAAAUGUGAGAAUCCACACAGGAGAGAAUGUUUACUUGUUUAUAUAUAAAUAUUUCUGGAUUUUUGACUUCUCAUUUUGUCUGUCAUAGUUGUAGUGUACCUAUGAUGAAAAUUACAGGCCUCU
Messenger RNA from Oncorhynchus mykiss (rainbow trout), 1240 nucleotides. The record is from RefSeq and is a predicted model, not a curated record. NCBI's taxonomy places the organism in Eukaryota, Metazoa, Chordata, Actinopteri, Salmoniformes, Salmonidae.